Molecule: messenger RNA, 2773 nt
Organism: Ostrinia furnacalis (Asian corn borer)
Lineage: Eukaryota; Metazoa; Arthropoda; Insecta; Lepidoptera; Crambidae
Product: golgin subfamily A member 2
Exons: 4
Coding region: 144-2204 (686 amino acids)
Biological process (GO): Golgi organization
Cellular component (GO): Golgi cis cisterna; Golgi cisterna membrane; cis-Golgi network
Source: RefSeq, a predicted model, not a curated record
AUAAAAAAAAAAAUAAUGAAUUUGAUGUGAUGAUGUGUAAUGUGUGUGAAAUCCGUCAUUUUCGCAGAUAAUUAUUUAUAUUAAAAUUUUUAAUACGAAUUAUCGUCAACUGUAGAUGUUAAAUGAUUUAUAUUUGAUAAAAGAUGGACAUGAGAGCAGCAAAACUAGAAUUAGCCAGAAAAAAGCUCAGGGAUCAUCAAGAAAAAAAAUUAAUUACUACACAUAAAUCCGAAGUGGAUACCAUUGAUAGUACUAGUUUGUCACAGAACCCUAGUGCUCUUGAUAACAGUGAACUUACUGAAGGCAAUAAAAAUGUUGAUAAUAAUGCUGCUAAGAUAUUUGAUCAAUCUGAACCUUUAGAUUUGAAUGUAAAUGUUACGCAAAUACUUGUUGCCAAUAAAAGGAACUUAGAAGAACAGGUAGCAGAAUUACAAUUAAAAUGUGACCAACUAGAUUCAGAUUAUAAGGCUGAAAUCAACAAUCAUAAUAAUGCUAGACAACAAGUGUUAUUUUUGCAAAACGAAUUAAAAGAUUUGAUGGAUAAGUAUGGGGCUGCCACGGAAAACAGUUUAUUAAUGAGUGAACAUAUUAAAGAGUUAAAUAAUUUAAAAACAUCCCUUACUGAUGAUAAUAACAAUUUGACUGAACAACUAGAAUUCACCAAAUCAAUUUUGACUUCAAAAGAGACAGAAAACACCAGUCUACUUAAUCAACUCCAUUUUCUUCAAAAUGAAUUAGAUUGUACAAAAUUACAAUUGCAGCAACUUACAAGUGGAUCAAAUGUUUUAAUUGCUCAUAAUGAUGCUAAAGUUGAUAAUCAAGAAUUGAUACAAAAAAUAAAGAAUUUGGAGGAACUUUUAAAAGGAACACAAAAAGAGAAAGACCAAAUUAAUACUCAUUAUGAGCACUAUGUUGCAGAAUUAAAUCAGCAGUUAAAGACUACUAUGUUAAAAAAUGAAGAAUUUUCAAAAGAAAUUUGUAAUCUUUCUAACAGGGAAAGUAGUCUCAUUGAUCAAAUUAGUGAGAUGGAAAUAAGGUUACAAAGUGUUCAAGGAAAUCACGAUAAAACUGUUGAAAUCACUACUAUAGACAAUGGAGAAUUAAAAGAACUUCAUGAUAAAUGUACAAAAGCUCAGAAUGAACUGCAAGAUUGUAUGAGAAAAUACGAAGAACUUUUUGACUUAUACAAAAAAAGUGAACUCAGAGUUCAGGAGCUACAAGAGGAAAUCAACUCCAACAAGGCCCACGAUAAUCUAAGCUUGACGAAAUUAACAGCUGAUAUUGCCAGUGAUAAAAUUGCUGCGCAGAGAGCUACUGAACAAAACAAAAAAUUAAAAACCAGUAUACAAGAACUUGAGGAAUCAUUUGUUAAAAUGAGUCAAGAUAAAUUGGAGUUGACUGAAAAGCUAGCUGCCGAGAAAUUUUUAAAUAGAGAAUUAACGAUUAAGUUGGCUGACAUUGAGGAAAGGAGUAAAGACCUUCAUGUGAAACUAAGAGCUAAGGAUGAAGAAAUGAUUCGAUUGCAAAUGAACUAUCGGGAAAUGGAGAAAGAAUUAGAAAACAAGUUUAAUGAUGUUAAGAAAACUUAUGAAACAACUACGCAUUGCGAUUCUCAUGGACAGAAAGAAAGCUUAAAAGAGGCAAAUUCCUUAUUAGAAGCUAAUUUCGACAACUCUAUAUUGGACACAGCUAAUAACAAUGCAAGUUUAGAUGAGAUAAUAAAAAAAACUGAAAAACUAAACAUUCCUAAAGAAGAUGCCAUGAUAAAAUUACAAGAACGUUUUUUGAAAAUAAUGGGAGAAGUAGCCGACCUAUCAGACGAAAAGCAUAAUUUGGAACAUAUUAUUCUUCAGUUACAGAAUGAAACAGAUACUAUAUGUGAAUAUGUUGCUUUGUAUCAACAGCAAAGAAGUUUAUUAAAAAAACGCGAUGAAGAAAGAAACGCUCAAAUUAAAUUGUUUCAAAUCGAAUGUGAUAGACUGAAAACACAAUUAGAAGAGUUGAGCAGAAUCAUAUUGAAAUUUGCAGAAGACAAAGAAUUGUUUGCAUACUUUCAAGUGGAACAUAGAAAAAAUGACAUGGAAAAAAUUAGGAACUUACUUGUUAACUUAAAAAAUAACACAUUAAUCGAUCCGAAAAGCAGUUUAGAAUUAAGUAAUGUAUAUCCAUGUAAUUGUUGCUCUGGUAAUCUAAUUGAUGUAUAACUCUAAUUUAUCGUUGGAACACGUUUUUGAGACGGAGCUGUGUUCACUUAAUGUUAUGGAUGUACCUACACGUUUUCUUACGAUUUGUGGUCAUGGAAAUGUACAUGGGCGAUGAAACGAUAAAAGUAAUGAAAAUCAUUCAAUUGAAAAUACUAAACUAAAUAUGCUAGUGUUACGAUUUGGUUCACUACAACAGGCGAGUGGCGGGACUUAAACCAGCAUUCCUCGGAUCUCGAAUCGGCCUGACCGACACUAUUGUGUCAGUGCUCACAAAUAGCUUUAGACGCAUGUUACUUUAUGCAAACGUACCAUCCCCAUGACACAACAACACUCUACUUCCCUUAAUUAAGAUGUGACAUUUUAAUGAGACUUCCAUCUCACCUUGCUUCUUAUGAAAAUGAGAUGUUGAUUGAACUUGCAUACGUACCUUUUAUUUAUUCGUAUAGUAUUAUUUAUCUAUCGCGACAGAGUAAGUCCGGCACGUGCUCGAAAAUAAUUCACAAAGCAAUAUAAAAUAUGUGCAAUAUUAUUGCAAUUAACUUGGAACUAAUUUAUUUAUUUAAGGACAA